AUGUCUGUCGUUCACGCGGCAGCGGCUUCAGGGAGCACCCUAGGCGGCCUGACGGCCAAGUCCCCCCUCGACUCUCUUCCACUUUAGCUCGCGCUUCUGCGAGCUUGAACGGCUCCAGAGGAAAGAUUCGUAGAGCACACAUCAGCGGGAAGGCAUCAAGAAAGCACGCAAGGUACGCGAAGGCAUCAAGAGAGCACAGCCUGUCUUGGGCCUGUCUCAAUGCAACGUCGAUGCUGUCUGUGUGUGGUGUGUGGUCAGUGAGCAUCAAGUGUACCGUCAAGAGCUGGCGAGUCUGGAGGCCCACAGGAGAGCCGAGGGAUGCUCUGCCCCUCAACGGCGCUCCCGCACUGUCCCGCUGAUGUCGCCGUCAGCCCCCCAGACACUGCCCCUCCCCCUCCCCCUCUCUCUUGUGCUGCUGCUGCUGUGCUUGCUGAGUGCGGUGGCACAGCCGCUGGCCGAGUCGGGCGACUCCGAGGAGGCAGCAGGCAUCGAGAGCUAUGACGUCCCGGUGCGGCUGAGCUACAGGGUCGACAAGUUCUAUGGCAUCGACCACACGGCGCCCAACCCCUCGGCACGCACAUCGCUCUUCCGGCUGGACCUCUCGGUGAUCCUCCACUGGUCAGACCAGUACAUCUCCCACCUCUACGACUCCUCUACCGGCACACGGCAGCCUGCCAACCCCACUGAGACCCUGCUUGACGACGUCGGGCGGUCGUCAGGGGGCGGGGCGGCUGAGCAAGCCGAGGCCAAUGCGUCGUCGGGUGCGGCCGGCGCCAGUUCGGCGUCGGGCAACCUCGAGUCGUCUGAGUAUGCGUCUGAGGAGGACUACGGCACCUCGAUCGACGAGGAGACGCCCAAACCGGACCAGGGCGGUGAGAAACCCAAAAAGCAAAACCUGAGGAGUGGUCAGAAGGAGGGAGACCAUGAGGCCGCGGGGGCGGCGGGUGGCGGGAGCAAUACCACUGCGAGCGUCAACUCGACGGAGAGGAACGGUGUGACGUUUCUGUCGCCCAAGGACGUGUGGGACUUCCUGCAGAAGGGUCUGAUCUGGGUGCCUGAGGUGCGCUUCGUGGGCGGGGCGGUGACGAGCUCUCCCGUGUACAACGCCACGGCCAUCACGCGGAACGGUGACGUCUUUGCGCUGUACAAGUUCAACAACGUCGAGACCACAACGCUGCUGUCGUCGCUCAACUACCCCUUCGACACCCAGACCCUCAAGCUCAAGUUUGUCGUCACCGACCCGCUGCCCAACCUCCAAUACGAGUACCUGCACAAGAUACACAGCGACCCCCUCACCAUGGAGGCACGUCAGGAGGGGCACUCCUUCCCACCUGGGCCGCAGGGACCCGGCGCACAGCAGCAAUUCGGCACUGGCGCCAACAACGCCCCCGCCGUGAGAACGGAGGAAGACGGCCAGUCGACGCCCGUCUUUGCGGUGCAGAAGCGUCGCGUCAUCCGUCUGGAGAUCGUCAACUCGCUGUCGGAGCUCUUCUCCCACCUGCACCUCAAGCACCUCACCGGCCCCAUCGACGACGUCCUGCUGCCGGGCGACCUGCCUGGGUGGGGCAACGACUACCUGAGGGGCCAGGGGGUGGAGACGAGCGACCCGCGGCCCCACGCCAUGAUCCCCGACGAGUGGCUGGUGCAGGACGUGUCGGCCCGGCUGAGCACCAUGAAGGGCGCCAACUCGGUGUGGACCACACUCAUGCCCAGCCCCCUGCUCGAGGAGGUCCUCAAGAUGUCCAGAGGGGGCGUGCUGGCCGGUGUCCCGCCCCCCGCCACGCCCUCUGAGAUCUGCUACAUCCCCCCAGAGGCCGACCGACCCAUCAGCGGCGUCACGCUCGGUGCGAGGAGUGACGGCGAUGCCGACGAGGGCGCCACCAAGAGCAAAGCCACCCACCCUCCCUGCGGUGCGGUGGAGCUUCGUGUGGUGGUGAAGCGUCACCUGCUGCUGAUCAUCCACCGGCUGAUCCUGCCUCUGGUGUUCCUGACGCUGCUCAGCUGGGGUGGUUUCUGGCUGGGCCCGUCUGUGUACGCCAAGGAGGGGCAGUGGGCGGGGCGUCUGGCGAUCCCGGUGUUCGCAUUUUUCCUGAUGCUGAUCUUCCAGAACUACAUCAUGUCGCCCCCGCAGAUCCCCGCCGGCGUGCUGACGCGGGAGACCUGGCUGCACACCUUCAUGAUCUUCACCCUCUACUACUGCCUCAUGGCCGUCCUGCAGACCGUCCUGGCGUACAUUCUCACCGAGAAGGUGUCGGCCAUCGUCGGCGGAUGGCUCGACCGCCUCUCGCGGCUCGUCUUCCCACUCGUCUAUGUGCUCUUUCUGGCGCUCUCAUUCGCCCUCACCAACCACCCGCAGAUCCUCGCCCUGGUGCUGCACAUCGCCUUCGGCAUCAUGCUGCUGUCGCUGCUGGGGACGUCGCUCUACUGGGCGGCGCUGUUCAAGCGGACGGCGCUGCGGCACCUGGUGGACCUGGCGGUGAACGACAAGAUGAUGUGCCGGCCGGAGGUGUGCGGGGACGUGCAGGAAGCCCGGAAACUGUUUCGAUACCUCGACCCUGCCGGGAGAUUCAUGUAUGGGGAGAGGGGGGGUGGCUGAGGGACGCUGCACAUAUGUAUGGCGGGUGACGUGAUGUUGUUGUUUCAGAUUGUCGCCGCAUGACAUUGUGGAUGUGUUGCGAUAUGGCGGCGUGGAUCUGUCUGAGCGUGAGCUGGAGCUGCUCGAGGAUCGACUCAGGGACAUCUGUGGGGACUACAUCAGCUACAUCGAGCUAUACAGACACGCGCCGGUAGGCGACACACACACACAACACACGACACCAAGCACAAUGGUCAUGGGUGUCUAUGUCUGUCGUCUCUCUCUCCCCCUUUCAGGUCAUAUUCGGUUCUGGUCUUCGUGAGGCGGCCAAGCGUGAUGUCACCUCCUCCCGCCCCGCCCGCAACGUCACGUCCGUCCGCGGCCGGCGCCGCCGCAACAACAACUCGUCGAGCGGCAACGACCAGCUCGACUACCCCCAGAAGCAGGCCAGCAAGUCGCAAGCCGCCGUCCACGGCGCCGACUUCAUCGACGCCACGGCGAACCUCUCGGCCGACCUCACGCGGGGCUUCCGGUCGUCCCUGAGCAAGCUCUCACCCAACCGGCCGCCCGCGUCGCCCCUGCCCGGUGCCAAGGGCACUGGUCUGGGCGGCCGGCCGCGAGACCGUGAGCUGAUGGAGACGGUGGUGCAUCCCUCGCCCUCGCCCACCCAGGGGCAGCGUCAGGGCCGGGACGAGUCGAGUCCCCGUGCGGUGGCGUCUCAGUCGCCCUCACAGCAGUCGUCAUGGACCUCCCGCGGGACGGCGUCUCCCGUGACCGACGGCCGGUCCAUGGAGCAGAAGGAGCGCACCGGCGGUUUUGAGCGGCCCGGGUGGCGCGCUGACGAGGUGUGCGAGGGCAGCCCCAGCUCCCUCGCCAUGAGCUCCCCCUACAGCGGGCAAAACGAGGCCAUGGCCGCCAACCAGCACCAGACCGGCGGGAACGGCACUGGCUCCAACUCGUCCGUGACCUUCUCAGUGACGCCGUCGGUCGAGUCGUCGACAUUCAUGCUGUCGUGCUCGACACCUGGAUCGCACCCCGUGUCGCCCGGCCACUCCCCGCCGCACUCGCCCACAUCCACACCGUGGAUGGCCACUCCGCGGACAGCACAGCAGCAGCCGCAGCAGGCAGGAGCAGACAAGGGCGGGGCGUCCGCUAACGACUGGCAGAGCCGCCAACAAGCCAGCCAGGCGGUCGGCACCAGCGCCCCUGUGGUCGCCCAUGUGCCCCGCGAGGAGACGCCCUCGUCAUAUUCGUCGUUCGGUUCGCUGAGCCGUUGUCGGCAGCGGGACCCCAACUCGUCUCCCCUGGUCGGCCCCCAUCGGCUGGUCGAGCGCCGCCCCACUGUGGCGAUGGAAAGUGCGCUGCAGUGGGCUGCAAAAGAGCGCCAGACCGCCAGUGGGACCGGCGAGGGCGGAGGCGGACGGGAGGGCCAACACGGAGAGUCUCUGUCGCCGUGCUUCCGGCCCCGUGAGCGACAUCCCGAGCGGACCGAGCUGGUGCGUCAGCGGCUGUCCUUGCCCGUGGACAUGCUCAUGCGCAAGUCACUCAACGAGUACGCCGCCGAGCUGGAGCAGCGCGACCACAUCGCCGAUGGCGACGAUGUGGGCAGCCCCCUGCUGCGCGAUGGCAGCCGCACCCUCUCCGCCGACCGCCAUGGCUCCUCGAGUGCGGCCAACCGGUCUCACUCGACCCCUCGGACAGCCAUGACAUCUCUUGCCAUGCGCAAGCGCGGCCUGUCCAUCAACAUCGAGACACCUCCCGACCCGCCGCCCACGUCACUCACCAGUCCUCGUCGGAAAGGCAAGAGGGGGCGAAUCGGAUGGCUCCUUGAUGGCGAGCAGGGCGGCGAGGGGGGCGGCGCUGACAUGGACGAGGGCAACGGCGUUAUGCGGCUCCGUGCGAGCGUGAGUGGUGCGCGUGGCGAUCGCACGCCGCCGUCACGUGUGGCCCAAGGAGAGGAGGGCACUGGGGGUGCGUCUGCUGGGAGCGCCCCGCAGUCGCCGCAUGGGCGCACCAAGGUGACGCCUUAUGAGGGGCCCGAGGGGUCGAUGAUGACGGCUGAACAGCUGUGGGGAGGGGAGAUGGGCAGGGACGUCGUCACAGAGGUGUGAACUCAUCUGUAGGGGGGUGGGAGGGAGGGAGGGAGGGAGGGAGGAGGGAGGGAUAAGCCUGUCUGUCUGGAUCUGAGUCUGUUUCUCAUCGACUGACUAUGUGUGUGUGUGGGGUGGGGUGGCGUGUGCCUCCAUGUGUGUGUGCAUGGGUCGCUCGCGUGAUUUGCCAUUUUGUUAAGGGCUGGCCGUGUAUACAUACGUGCAUGCGUCAUGACGUCUGCAUUUUUGCAUAGGACGGGAGCAAGGGACGGGGCGGGGCGGGUUGCGGCGGGGCCAGGGGGGGUUGCAAAUUAGUGAGGUUGGCCAGCAGAAACAGACUACCACGGCACCAGCAAGUUGUCUGCACGUCCACGCAGCUGUGACAAGGGCUCACAGAGAUAGUAGACGACGGGCAGCCGGACACGACACGAGGGUUUUUUUCAUUCACUGGGUCGUCGACUGCCUGACUGACUGACGACUGAUGGCUCCAUCCGUCAUCCAUCCGUGUGGUUGGCGUCGUGUCCAUGCGUUGAUAUCUGACUGACUGCAUAGAUAGCUAAGACCUGUGGAUGGAUGGUUGGACACGGGGCGGUGCUCAUUCAGUCAAGCAAGCCUUCGUGGCUGAAUGGCAAAGCGUGCGUGCGUGGGUGCGUGAGGGGGCCCUUACUACUACCUGCAGAUAGACAGACUCACACACUCACUCACAGAGAGACGACUCCUUGCUGUACAUGUGUUGCCGAGGUGCCUGCUAAUGGUGUGUCCAAAUCUUUUCUUCUCUGACCGACCGGCAGCCUUCCUUGCCUAGACAGAAAACAACUUGACACGUACAUACAAUCCACACAUACAAUCCAUACAAAACACACAAUGCGUAAUCGCUUCCAUACCAUAAGGUCGGCACUGACUGCACAGCCAGCACAGAGGGGUGCGGGAGGGCCGGUCUUUUGUGCGUUUUCGUCGGUCGUACUUUCAUACAAUGUCAAUAGACAGAUAGACACAACAGGCAGGCAGGCAGGCAGGCCAGCUUCCCUUUCUGCUGCUCCGUCAGGCAACCCGCUGCUGCAACCAACCCGUUUUUGAAAUGAUGAUGACCUCUAUAUGGAUCUCGAUGGAUGCCCGUCGGGUGCCCGGUGCCCGCUCCCUCUGUGUGUCCUCGUCUGUGUGUGUGUGUGUGGGUGGGUGGUGGGUGUGUUCAUGUGGUGUGGUGACGGCUACAUGCUUACAUACAUACAUACGUACGACAGGUGGAUAUGCUGUGCAUGCAUCACUGGCUCGGCACAACAGAGGAUAGGAGAGGAGAGGAGAGGGAGGGGGGAAAUGUCAGAUGGAUGUGUGGAUUGGGGGGGGGUGGGGGGGUGGAUCGGUCGGCGCGGUUCUGUUUUCCUCUCGUCGAUCGGUCCCUUUAUUCAUUCCUUCUGUCUGUCUGUCUGUCUGUCAUCUCGUGUUUGUUUUGUUGCUGUGUUGUGUUUUGCCGCCGGCCGGCCGGUAUUUGUAUCUAAAUGGAUGAGUGGCAAGCAACCAAGACGUCUGACUGUCUGUCUGUCUGUCUGUUUUCAUGAAUACUGCGGUCGGUCGGCCUGGUCGAAGACGAAUGCCCGGAUGCCCGGAUGGAUAGAUGGAUGGCUGGAUGGUUGGUCUUUGGCGCCUCCCUUUUGUGGACGGGAGGUGCCGGCCGGGCCGUCUGAACGUUUAUGUACGUGUCGUACGUGCGUGCGUGCAUGUGUGCGUCGGUCGCAUCUAGUCAUCAUCAUCUAUCUCCCUAGGUCGCUUUCUCUCGGUGCCUGCCUGUUUGCAUGUCUGUGCCUGUCUGUCUGUGUGGCAUCUCUGUCUGUGUCUGCGUGUCUGGAGCCGUGUGGUGUGGUGUGCGCUAAUCAAUCAACAAGGGUGGUAAUUACACUGGUACUACUGACUGACUGACUCACUGACUCAUCGUGACGCGGUGACAAGGCAGCUAAGUCCGGCCGUCACGCGCACACACGUCCAUCCAUCCAUCCAUCCCUGUCCGCCUGCACGCCUGCUUUCCUGUUUGUCUGGAUCCAAUCAGUCACAUCAAUUUGCAGGUGGCUGGCUGGCCGACUACCCACCUUGUCCGUGCACUCACCUCACUCGCCGACCGACUGACCCCUUUUGUUGACGAUUCGUUCCAUCCUUGCCCUGCCUUGCUGUGUGUGUGCGUGCGCGUGAUGGAUGUGUGUGUGGAUGGUGGCUGCCUUUGUGGCGGUGCGGUGGUGCAUGGAUGUGUGUAGAUGAGUGCGUGUAUCCGUGUGUGUGGCCCUAGUACAGCGUUGUUCGUCACGUCUAGUCACUCGAAUGGAUGGAUGGAUGGAUACACCACAUGGGGAGAGGGAGAGAGAGCAGCGGUGGGUGGACUCACACACACAUGUGCUACGUGUGCACAGCUGUAGAGCUCUCAUUCACCCACCUCACAGAGACACACACACACACACAUUCAUGAGGCUAAUGCUCUCAACGGAGAGGAGAGGACCACUCUGACUUCACUCACACACAAAUGCUGGCGACCGGUUUUUGGGUAUUGCUGUCACUCACUCACUACUGACUUGCUCUCUCUGUGUGUGCAUGGCUGCCUUGUAUCUUACCGCCUUCCCUCCCUCCCUCCCUCCCUCCCUCCUUGCUGUCUCUUUUUCCCCUUCUUGUUGGUCUGUCUCGGCGUCUCUCUCUUGGCGUGUCUGUCGUAUGGCCGCCAAGAGCUCUGGUUUAAUCCUCCGUGGCUGUGAUGUUCUCCCUCCCUCUCUCUACCUGUGUGUGUGUGUGUGUGUGUGUCUUGCAUACUCAGUGCACCUGUCUGCCUGUCGACCUGCCUGCAUGCAUCAACCUCACAUGCUGCCUUCCUGCCUUAGCGGACCGGUGUGUGGCCAGCACCCACCCCAUCUGUUCUCCACCUGGCUUUGUCUGUCUACCGAUUUCUCAGUCCUAUCGGCCCACACCCACUCACUCCUUGGAUCCUCUCUCGCUUUAUUCGUCUGUCAGGCUGUCUGUCUGUCUGUCUCCUCCUGCCGUCCGGUAAUGUGGAUGUACACGUACGUACGGACGUCUGUCUGUCUGUCUGUCUUGCCUGCCUGUUCGCGCCUGCCUCUGUCUGUCGACCACAGCGUACCAUUCCAUUCCUUGCCCUCCCUUCCUGAGCUGAGCUGGGCCCUCCCCUCUGCGUACUCAUGGUGCACACGCCAUACACACACACAUACAUACACUUUCACAACUUCACACAUACGUGGCGUGCCUUUCUGACCUCACGUGUGUCCAUACCUCUCGUGUGCGCGCGUGUGUGAGUGUGAGCGUGUUCCUGUCUGUGUGUGUGGUGUGGUGUGUGUGUCAAGUUUUUCAUUUGUACGUGGGGACACGGUGGGCCGACUGACUUGACUGACCUGACUGACUGUCUUCUCUGUCUGUCUGCGUCAUUACUUUAUCACUCCACUCAUCCAUCCCAUUACAUGACCCACCACUGAUGGUCGACGAACGAACGGGCGAAUGGGCGGGCGGACAGACGGAGAGAUGGAGAUGUGGAGGAGGCAGCGCUGGUUGUGUGUGUGUGUGUGUGCGUGUGUGUGUGCGUGUAUAUGUAUGCGCAUGUGCAUACAUACAUACGGAGACUUCACACGCGCUAGAGUGAAUCCGUCG
Messenger RNA from Vitrella brassicaformis, 8298 nucleotides. Lineage: Eukaryota; Vitrellaceae. The record is from the annotation of a GenBank genome assembly.